GACCUCUGUCUGCCAUACUAUCUGACUUAUUUAACAUAUUGCACCGUACCAAAUUACUUACAGUGAAACGACAUUUGAUUCAAAUUUGACGACCCAAGCCUUACCCACUAUUCAAGAUGCUUCGGAACAGUCUCUACAGGGCUUUGUGCAAACACGGACGAUUUGUUUGAGCGUACUCAUUGAAACAGCCGCCGCAUUUGACUGAAGAUGACCGCACAGAUGGCCACCACAAAGGUCCCGGAGAUCCGUGACAUAACCAGGAUAGAGAGAAUUGGAGCACACUCACACAUCCGGGGUCUUGGAAUAGAUGAUGCAUUGGAAGCAAGACAGGUGUCUCAGGGAAUGGUUGGGCAGUUGGCAGCAAGACGCGCUGCUGGUCUGAUUCUGGAGAUGAUCAGAGAUGGACAUAUUGCAGGGCGUGCCGUUCUCAUCGCUGGGCAGCCUGGCACAGGAAAGACUGCCAUUGCCAUGGGUCUCGCCCAGUCUCUUGGCCCGGAUACCCCCUUCACCUCCAUGGCUGGGAGUGAGCUCUUCUCCCUGGAGAUGAGCAAGACCGAGGCACUCACUCAGGCUUUCCGCAAAGCCAUCGGAGUCCGAAUCAAGGAGGAGACUGAAAUCAUUGAGGGAGAAGUGGUGGAGAUCCAGAUUGACAGACCAGCCACAGGGACUGGGGCCAAGGUGGGCAAACUCACUCUGAAGACCACUGAGAUGGAGACCAUUUAUGACCUUGGAAGCAAAAUGAUCGAGAGUCUGACUAAGGAGCGUGUCACUGCUGGAGAUGUCAUCACCAUUGACAAAGCCACUGGGAAAAUCAGUAAGCUGGGACGUUCUUUCACCAGAGCUAGAGAUUACGAUGCUAUGAGUGCUCAGACACAGUUUGUCCAGUGCCCAGAGGGGGAGCUGCAGAAGCGGAAGGAAGUGGUCCAUACAGUGUCCCUGCACGAAAUCGACGUCAUCAACAGCCGCACGCAGGGCUUUCUUGCCCUCUUCUCCGGUGACACAGGUGAGAUCAAGUCGGAGGUGCGGGAGCAGAUCAAUGCCAAGGUGUCUGAGUGGAGGGAGGAGGGGAAGGCGGAGAUGAUCCCGGGGGUGCUCUUCAUAGAUGAGGUCCACAUGCUGGACAUGGAGUGCUUCUCGUUCCUGAACCGCGCCCUGGAGACUGACCUCUCCCCCGUGCUCAUCAUGGCCACUAACAGAGGCAUCACACGUAUUCGUGGCACAAACUACCAGAGUCCUCAUGGGAUCCCCAUCGACUUGCUGGACAGACUUCUGAUCAUCGCCACCUCACCUUACACCGAGAAAGAGACGCGACAGAUUCUCAAGAUCAGGUGUGAGGAGGAGGAUGUGGAGCUGAGCGAGGAGGCCCACACCGUCCUGACGCGCAUCGGAAUGGAGACGUCGCUGCGCUACGCCAUCCAGCUCAUCAGCACCGCCGGCCUCGUCUGCCGCAAGCGCAAGGGCACUGAGGUGCAGGUGGAGGACAUCAAGCGUGUGUACUCUCUGUUCCUGGACGAGGCGCGCUCCUCCCAGUACAUGAAGGAGUACCAGGACUCAUUCCUCUUCAACGAAACACAAUCUGCCCAGAUGGAGACCUCGUAAUGACCCUAAUGUUACGGCCCCUUUUUUGUUGUCUGUCUGUGACCUACGUUUUGUCUUUUUUCCCCAUGUGAAUGUUGCUGUUUAUUUUUUUAAAUUAACUUUUUUUUUUUUAUGAAAGCUAGUGGAGUGUACUGCUCCACUAGUCCACUGUACUAAGGUCCUGUGAUCUUUGUUGCGUUGGUUUUCUGUGGAGGAAUCUUUGCAGUGACAGCAGUGUUGAGAGAGCUGUAAUGUGGCAUUCACCAACAUGCAAUUCUUGGUAGUGCAGAGAAGAAUCCAAAUCAAAUGUGUGUUAGCUGUUGUAUUCCAGUAUGGUCAUAUUCCAAACAUUGUAAUUAAGAGCUGAAUAAUGCCACAUUACUGCUUUCAGAUUUCUCUAGACUAAGACCACCUGGUUAUUCAGCACCACCUGAGUUUUUUUUACAAAGCUUUGUGGUAACAAUUUCUGCUAUGAAAAUAAAAUAAAAAUUAUACCACCUUA
Molecule: messenger RNA, 2080 nt
Organism: Alosa alosa (allis shad)
Lineage: Eukaryota; Metazoa; Chordata; Actinopteri; Clupeiformes; Clupeidae
Gene: ruvbl2
Product: RuvB-like AAA ATPase 2
Exons: 15
Coding region: 208-1599 (463 amino acids)
Biological process (GO): regulation of transcription by RNA polymerase II; box C/D snoRNP assembly; chromatin remodeling
Cellular component (GO): Swr1 complex; NuA4 histone acetyltransferase complex; R2TP complex
Molecular function (GO): DNA helicase activity; ATP hydrolysis activity; ATP binding
Source: RefSeq, a predicted model, not a curated record